Molecule: messenger RNA, 2055 nt
Organism: Penicillium antarcticum
Lineage: Eukaryota; Fungi; Ascomycota; Eurotiomycetes; Eurotiales; Aspergillaceae
Product: putative PHD finger domain protein
Exons: 2
Coding region: 1-2055 (684 amino acids)
Biological process (GO): regulation of DNA-templated transcription
Cellular component (GO): Rpd3L complex; Rpd3L-Expanded complex; nucleus
Source: RefSeq, a predicted model, not a curated record
AUGGCCAUGACGGACGAGACAGACGACAGCGGGGGCGUCAUCCUCGAUGGCCCCUUCGAUCCUGAUGCCCAAGCAACCGUGACGGAUUUCAUAGACUAUACCGAAUAUCUCCCCGCCGACCUCAUCCGCUCGUUGACCCUCAUCCGCGGCCUCGACGAUCGAUACCUCGACUCGGCGCAGGGAGUGCACCAGCUCACCCAAAUAUAUGGUCAACUCCCCGGGCUUCCAGCGGACAAUCGACCGGGCGCCAUCGAGUUGCGCAAAGAUAUCUCACUUCAAAUGGAUCGCGCGAUCAAUGCGCGCGAGUCGGCGUAUGCCGAGGCCUGUCGGCUGUACGACGUCGUGGAUCGCGACUUCGACCGACUGGGUUGUAUCCGUCAGAAGCUGGAAGCACUUCCCAAACCACCAUCAUCGGAACCGUCGCCGGCCCCAGAACCCACACCCAAGCGUGCGCGUACCAACAAGAAGCCAGAAGGAACUAACCCGACGCGUAUCACCCUUCGCGUUGAUAAUCGCAGACCUAGAGAUCGCAAGAGGAGAAAACACCAUAUGGGUCUUGAUGGAGCAGGCUUUGACCCUGACUCCCCAAUCGCUAGUACGGAGCAAUCAGAUGCGGAGACCGAGCUCAACACAAUUAUGCCCAAGCCAUCCAGACCGAAGAAGGAAAAGCCACGCCGUCAAAGUUCGGGCAAUGGACAGUCCACUGCUCAAGCUCUAGCACAGUUGAAACCACCACCUGAUGAUGCGAAGUUGGGUAGCGAGGACCUGCCAUGGUUGCGGCUGACCGAAUGGGAAAUGACACGACUGCGAAAGAAGAUGAAGAAGAAUGCUGUAUGGCAACCCAGUGAGGUAAUGAUUCACCGCGAGCUGGCUCUUGCAAACCGAGGAUGGGAAGCCUAUAGGUUAGCCAAGGCUCUGGCGGAAGAGACAGGCGCGGAGUUCAUUGACUGCGACAACAUUGAGCAGACUCGCCGGGGUGAGGCUGCCAAGGACCUGGAAGAAACGAAACUGAGCAACCGCGGAAUGAAACUGAACGAAGCAAAGAAGUUGAAGCGCGAACAGUUGGCUCGUGAACAAGCUUUGAUGGAUGGCGAUGGAGUAUUGCCCAAGGCUAUACAAAGCCCUGCUCAGCCAACACCUGCCGCGAACCGGUCUUCACGGAAGAGAAAGAGAGAGGAGGCUAUGGUUGAAGAGCCUGAAGCCGUGCUGCCUGAGCCUACUCCAGUACCAGUCCCUGCACCGGCCCCAGUUUCUGCACCCGCACCCGCACCUGCGUCAGCGCCAGCACCCGCGACCUCUUCCCGAUCUGGCGCUCGACGUAGAUCCAGUCGAGGAGCCGCCAUGGCCACAGAAGCCAGUAAUGAAACCGUCUCUCCGAUCAAGACUCGUGUCUCUCCUCCCGCCGAAGCCCAUGUUUCCCCUCCCCUCCCCAGUCCCACUGGUUCCCGCCGCUCCAAUCGAUCAUUCGUCCAACCUAUUACCACACCUACUCCUCCCGUGACCCGACCCUCCUCACGGCGUUCAGCAGCGGCUGCAUCAAUCGAGGCAGGCGCCUUAAGUGGAAUCCAUGCCGCUUUAGCAGCCAGUGGACGUGACCAGCGCAUCAAGAGCGCAACACCUACCCACAAAGCUCAGAUUCGCGAAUCAUCACAUGCCCCGAGCGUUCAAGGUCCUGUUCGUAGACGAAAGCGCCCUGCACCAGGUCCCAUUUCUUCUGGCCAGGAUGGUGGAGCAGCGGUGAGCUAUGGACGCCGAAAGGCCAAGCCAGGAAAGAAGCGCAUUAACCUCCGUGAUUCUCAGGAUGUUCGGGUUGACGAGGAUGGCGUACUUGAGCAGAUUGAUGUGAAUGAGCCUCGAUACUGUCUCUGCGGAGAUGUCAGUUUUGGGACAAUGAUUUGUUGUGAGAAUCAAGAUUGUGAUCGCGAAUGGUUCCAUCUGGACUGUGUUGGUCUCACGGAAGUCCCCUCGCGCACAGCCAAGUGGUACUGCCCUCAGUGUCGGGUCAAACUUCACAAGGGAGAAGACGGUAUUAUCAAGGGGGGAUCACGACGUUAG